Molecule: messenger RNA, 900 nt
Organism: Argentina anserina (silverweed cinquefoil)
Lineage: Eukaryota; Viridiplantae; Streptophyta; Magnoliopsida; Rosales; Rosaceae
Product: protein ALP1-like
Exons: 3
Coding region: 1-900 (299 amino acids)
Source: RefSeq, a predicted model, not a curated record
AUGGAUCUUUGUCGUAAGCGUGCUAGAGAUGAGUAUGAGGAGGAUGGGGAAGAGAGAGAGGCUGAGGGGGAAGAGACAGAGGCUGAGAAGGAGGAGGAUAGUCUAGACCAAAUGAAAGCCUUUUUGGUUGCUGUAACUGGAUUUAUAGCAGCAAUAAAUUGUCUUGGAGCUACUGAUGGAACUCAUGUAUCUGUAACUAUUCGGGCUGCAGAACGACCUAGAUAUCGAAACAGGAAGGGAGAUAUUACUACUAAUGUUUUAGGAGCUUGUAGUCCAGACAUGAGAUUCAUUUAUGUCUUGCCUGGAUGGGAGGGAUCUGCAUCGGAUUCUCGAGUUUUACGUGAUGCAUUGUCCAGGAACCAUCGAUUAGUUAUUCCAAAUGAUAAAUAUUACCUUGUUGAUGCGGGAUAUGCUAAUGGACCUGGAUUUUUAGCACCUUAUCGAGGAACCAGAUAUCAUCUCAAGGAGUGGUCUGGAAACUGUCCCCAAAAUUAUAAAGAACUAUUCAAUCUUCGACACUCAAAAGCUAGAAAUGUGAUUGAACGUGCAUUCGGUGUGCUAAAGAAAAGGUGGAGCAUUCUAAGAAUAGCUUCAUUUUUCGACAUUAGAACACAAGUAAGAAUCAUCAAUGCUUGUUGUGUUUUACACAACUUCAUACGGAUUGAGAAGCACAAUGAUCCUUUGUUAGAAGCUGAAGAGUUUCACAUAUUGGAUUUAGUUGAUCGUGAGUUGGCGAUGAGGCCUAUAGAAAUCAAUGAAGAGGAGGUUAGAACUGUUGAAGCUACUAAUGAGUGGACUGCAUUUCGUGAUCGACUGGCGAUGGAUAUGUUUGUUGAUUAUCGAAGGUAUCGAGUUCAACAAGUGCAUCAAGAACAAAGAGAGGUGGCAAAUGUGCCAUAG